Molecule: messenger RNA, 4205 nt
Organism: Anopheles moucheti
Lineage: Eukaryota; Metazoa; Arthropoda; Insecta; Diptera; Culicidae
Gene: flw
Product: serine/threonine-protein phosphatase PP1-beta catalytic subunit
Exons: 8
Coding region: 525-1592 (355 amino acids)
Cellular component (GO): cytoplasm; nucleus
Molecular function (GO): protein serine/threonine phosphatase activity
Source: RefSeq, a predicted model, not a curated record
AAGCAAGGUAGAAAACUGUGCACUACGUGUGGAAAGUUCACAGUCAAGUGAUUCGCUGCCGGAACGAGUUGGGUUUUUCGUGCACGCGGUGCCGGAAUACUGCUUUAUCCUACGAAAGGAAAAAGCAAAAACAGCAGCGGCAACAUCAACUGAUAAAGAAAAAAAAAAACAAGUGUCCAGUGCAGUUUGACAGGACAUGAGAUAGUGCGCACGUCCGGCUGGCAAGUGUUGUGCUGUACUACAUUCAUCAUAGUAGCCGAUUUGCCGGGUUUGUUUUCAGUGUUAAACAUUCGUUGAUUCGAACUCAGUACCCAGGGACGAGCAGUCCAAAUUUAUCCCAUCCCAGCCCGCUGAGGGAUUCUUACCUACAGUGUAGUUAGAAAAAGCAGCAGACCACAACGGUGGGAUUUUUCAAACCCAUCGGAGAGAUCUAAGUAGCAGCAGUUUCCCGGACAAAGCAGAGCCGGGGUUCGUACAAACCAGCCAACUACCAACCAUCCAGUCGUAAAGAACCAAUAGCUGCAAUGGGCGACUACACGUUGGACGUGGACAAUCUGAUCCAGCGGCUGCUAGAAGCUCACAAACUGCAGCAGCAGCAGGCGCAAGAGUCCCGGAAAAAGGGCAAACUGAAAGAGAUAUUCUCACACGAUUUCAUGGUUCGGGGAUGUCGUCCAGGAAAAUCAGUACCUAUGCCAGAGGAAGAAAUUCGAGCACUAUGUCUUAAAUCUCGUGAAAUCUUCCUGCAACAACCAAUACUUCUGGAAUUGGAGGCUCCACUUAAAAUUUGCGGUGAUAUACAUGGACAGUACACAGACCUGCUGCGACUUUUCGAAUAUGGAGGAUUCCCCCCAGAGGCCAACUAUCUAUUCCUGGGCGAUUAUGUGGAUCGAGGCAAACAGUCGUUGGAAACGAUCUGUCUUCUGUUAGCAUACAAAAUCAAGUAUCCGGAAAACUUUUUCCUAUUGCGCGGAAAUCAUGAGUGUGCCAGUAUUAAUAGGAUAUAUGGAUUCUACGAUGAAUGCAAACGGCGGUACAACGUGAAAUUGUGGAAAACGUUCACGGAUUGUUUCAAUUGCCUGCCCAUUGCUGCCAUUAUUGAUGAGAAAAUAUUCUGUUGUCAUGGAGGCUUGAGUCCGGAUUUGAAUCACAUGGAACAAAUAAAACGCAUAAUGCGACCUACAGACGUUCCCGACACGGGGCUGUUGUGCGAUCUGCUGUGGAGUGAUCCGGACAAAGAUGUUAAAGGUUGGGGAGAGAACGAUCGUGGCGUUAGCUUCACGUUUGGUGUGGAUAUUGUUUCCAAGUUUUUACUUAUUCACGAGCUGGAUCUCAUUUGCCGAGCGCACCAGGUCGUGGAGGACGGGUACGAGUUCUUUGCCCGUCGAUCGCUAGUAACGCUGUUUUCCGCUCCAAACUAUUGCGGUGAAUUCGACAAUGCUGGUGGUAUGAUGUCGGUAGACGCAAAUCUAAUGUGUUCGUUUCAGAUUCUAAAACCAUCGGAAAAGAAGGCUAAAUAUCAAUAUAGCGGAACGAAUAAUCAGCGACCGCAGACACCCCAGCGCAAUCAAAAUCCAACCAAUAAACGGAAAUAAUAAUUUCUCUCCCUUCUCAACCGCUACCUAACGAGACGCAGCAAGAAGAAGUCAUCAACAACGGCCAGUUCGUCGGCAAACACCGCCACCAAUGCCACUAACGUUUCCAACAGUAUUGAUGGUGAUGAUGAAAUUAUGCUCACCGGUACCUCCGUGCCGUACGAUCCUGCAGCAGAGCAUUUAGCGCAAGGUCAGGACCAUGAACGAGUUAACGUAGUAAACGGCACCACGGCAGCAACCGGUGCAGUAGCUUCGGCUUCAUCAGGCGCGUCAUCGUCUUCGGUGUUGCUGAAAAAUGUUCCAAUAAAAGCAAUCGUGUUUUCUGACCAAUCUUUGCAAAGUAUUGAUAACGAUACGACCACGCCGCAUUUACGACCCGCUACCCCCUCUACACUCGGCCGUCCGGAUAUCUCGCUUAUGGAAAGAAGAGGAUCUGCAGUGCAGGAGGAAGACUGUUCCUUGCCGUCACCACCGCCUCCACCGUCGAUACAAACGGUGCCAGUGAUGCAACUGCAAGCUCUUCACCUACACCAACCAAUUCCACAGUAUCCACAAGACGCAGCAGUACAUGGCAUGGAGCAGGCCGCGCAUAAUGCAGCGACCUCGGCACGCUCAUGCUUUUCUCCGCCACCACCAGCCGUUGUAACGACCGCGGUAAUGAGUACCUCUGGGUCUCACGUGAUGCCUGGUGGAGCUGGCCCCAAUAGGCAGUUGCCGCCCUAUCCACCGGCGGUACCGCUUCCGAAGCCGACACCUAUUUGGAUAACACCGGUACCACGCCCAACAGUUGCCGGUAGCAGUACGCUUGGAAGAGAAAGGCCUCCUACCGUGUCGGCAAAUGCGUAUUCUACCGCAUCCACCAUUACCGUAGCUACCGGCAGUAAUAGCUCGGCAGUUGUUUCGACUGUGCCUAUCUUGCGUACAUUCGGUGCCUCAGCGGGCUCACGUCAAAAUUCAUUUGGCAGCUAAACGGUGCUGUACAUGUUCGAUGUGUGAGCGCCAUAAUUAGGUCAGCUCUAUAUUAUAUCGUGCGUAUGAAAGUUAAGGCUGUAAGCGUGUGAUCUAGACGGAAACAUGGGAACGGAUAGGGCUAUUAUGGACCAGGAUCGGUUGGAUAACAAAAUAGUAAAAGAGUGGCCACAAAAGUUUAGUUGGUAGAAUGGUCUUACAAAAACAAAACAUAACGAUGAUGACUAUCAAAAUGUGUCGCGACAAAAUGGGAAGCGUGUGAGAAUGUGAGAGAAUUUAAGAUGCAUGAGAAGGGAUACACAAAAUCGCGCUUCGAAGUUAAGCGAGGAACGCGAAGGAAAACAAAAAUUAACUAGUUUUUAUUGAAUGAUAUUGUUAACAAAUACACACCAUGCGGAAAAGAUCGAACUGCUUUCACGUUCUGCCUAACUAACCAGUCAAAGCAUAAGAGCAUGUCGAUGUUUUCCGCAGGGCACAAACACAUACACACACCGUGCACUAUCAGAAAAGCGCAAAAUCAGAUGCUUUUUGUACUAAUGAAGUGUGUUUUGUGUGAGAUACUUGCAGAAAGAAAGUAAAUUAAACGCAUGAUAAUAAAUCGCAUACGACAGAUAUUCGGAAGCGUGACAUCGCGUAGGAUAAAAGUGAACUAAGCAGAUAAAUUAAAUGCCACAGUGGCACACACACACACCACAGGGAUAGGAGAACACUGGAAAAAAAGGAAGGCAGGAGAUGGUAGCAUGGUAGCGUUCAACGUAUGGAGAAGUCUUAUGCCAAUCCAAGCAAUUGAAAAUGGCCGCACUGUCCUCGGCACUAAGGGGUUUGAAGAAAACACAGACAAAAACACACCAAUAAGCUGAAGCGGCACAUUACAAGUGAUGAGCAAUGAGAGUGACCCGUAUAUAAACACAUACAACACGUACACUGCUGGUACCAGUCACAAAGAGGUGUCUGUUUCACGUGGUGUGGAUAAAAUAUACAAGUUUCCACAUAGCACACUAAAUAGUUGUGCUCCGUAAUAUUAUGCAUCUAACCGCAGGCAGAUACGGCUAGACGUAUUGGUGUGUCGAUAAAGAGACGGAUACGGAUAUAUACAUAUAAAAAUGGAGUACAUUUUCAACAGUAGUAAACAUAGUGUUACAAAAUCCGUACAGGACGAUCACAAGGGCAUUGCAGCAGAAAGCCAGCAACGUUUGAUUUGAUCAAAUCAAUCAAUAAAUUGUGUAGAUGGGGGUGAAACAUGCGUCCCGGACAAAGGUAGGAACGAUUGAUGCUAUCAUAGGGCAGCAGAAUGAUGAAUAGUAAAGAGCGGUGGAGCGUGUGGAUACGGAAGCAGAAGAGAUAAUUAUAUAUAUAAAAGAUGUAGAUACACAUACGGAUAUAUAAAUACAUAUGUAUGUAUGGUACGCAUUACUCAAAACUGGCGACGCGGUAAAUACGCAUGAGAGAUUUUCCGAUUAUUUUCGGUUGAUCGUUUUAUUGCCUUCUGGAAAUUAAAAGUAGGAAAUUGUAUAUUUUCUCCCUCAAGUCGUCGGCAAAGGGAGAGCAGCAUGUGACGAAGGUGUGUAUGCACUGUAGUGAGGAAUAGUAAUCAAAGAUCAAAUGUUCGAUCACUGCAUAUUGUUUGGUGCAUAUUGUAGAGAA